CAUCAACCUAAACACUUUGAAGCAACAUGAACUCAUCAAAUCUUGAUUGUGCCAACUUAAUACCCAAUGAGAUAUCCUGAAUAUGCACAAGUUCGGCGGGUGGUCUUCUUGGUCCAAAAAUAAUACGCCGCCAUGGACUUCACGCAAUCCAGAAAACCUCCCACACACUCCCAUAAUCGCCUCAUACUUCAAUUUGACUACGACUGCUUCUAUGCCCAAGUCCAUACCAUUCUCAACCCCUCGCUGGCACCACCUGGCACACCCCUUGGCAUCAAGCAGAAGAACAUCCUUGCAACAUGCAACUACGCCGCCCGCGCCCGAGGCGUGAGGAAACUCAUGCUCGUGACUGAGGCUAGCAGGCUGUGUCCUGAAUUGAGACUUGUCGAUGGAGAGGACUUGACGCCUUUCCGGGACAUUAGCAAGAAGCUGUUUGGAUUUGUCAGGGGCUUCAGCUGGUGUGGACGUGUAGAACGACUGGGCCUUGAUGAGAUCUUCAUGGACGUGACCGACCUGGUAGACCACAACAUUUCAUGCCUCAACCGAAACGGUCUGGAGAGCUCGUUCUUCUAUCUCUCCAAGCAAGACCCCGAGAAAGGCUUCCCGUGCGACCUCACAACGUUCGCAGGCAUGGUCGAAGGCGAGGUACCGGACAAACCUAACUAUGACGACGUUCGGUUUUUACGCUUACUCCUCGGCUCACACCUUGCUUUGUAUCUGAGGACAAGAAUCGAAGAUGACUACGGAUAUACUUCAACAUGCGGAGUAUCAACAAACAAAGUUUUGAGCAAGCUCGUAGGCGCGAGGCACAAGCCUCGCAAUCAGACCACCUUGCUUGCCCUCACCGACGACGAUGUCACAAAUUUCAUGGACGAUCUCAAGCUACGCAGCGUGCCAGGGAUCGGAUUCAAGAUGGCCUCAAUAUUAGAGAGCCAUCUGACCGGACAUAGUCCUCCCGAGAACUCUCACGAGUGCGAGUCCAAGUUGAAAGUCGGACAGGUGAGAAAAUCGCCAAAAAUAUCACCGGCCUCCCUUGAGAAAAUGCUCUCUGGACCUGGCGCAGAGAGGGGCGCCGGAUCGCGCAUAUGGCAACUUCUUCAUGGCGUGGAUCCAUCGGAAGUCAAAGAAGCGAGUGACGUCCCUUCACAGAUUAGCAUCGAAGACACCUACAAAGGCCUUUCGACAAUGCCCCAAAUCAUCGAAGAGCUCCAUAAGCUGUCCCAUUCGCUGCUAAGGAGAAUGAAAAUUGAUCUCCUGACCCGAGGCGAUGGCGCUCUCGCGGAUGCAGGCGAACAGCGCUGGCUGGCCAGGCCACGGACUCUUCGCCUGUCCAUCAGGUCGUGGCACAACAUGCAUGCCCAAAACUACCAGCGCGCCUCGCGGUCCGGGCCUCUGCCCAACUUCGUCUUUGAUCUGCAGUCUGACAUGGAACACUUGGCGGAGCGACUCGUGUCAGAAGCUUUGCUGCCGCUGCUACGCCGCUUGUCCAGCGAAAAGGGACCCAAAUGGAACCUACAGCUGAUCAACAUUUGUGCCGCAAACAUGGUCAUGGGAGCAGCCGAGGACAGGCCUGGAGUGGGUCGAAACAUCGCCAGUAUGUUUAAACACCAAGACGAGGCUCUGCGCCCGUGGCGGGUCAUGCAGGACGGGAGCGACGUGGACGAUGAAGAGACCGGUGAAAGAAAUAGUCCCCCCCAAGUCCAGGACCCUGAAGAAACACCUGCGUCUGACACUGAGGGUGGUUGGGAAGAGAGCGAUAAUGAUUCGUGCCCGCAAUGUGGCCACGCAAUACCGGCUUUUGCACUGGCUGCGCAUCUCAGGUAUCACGAUCUUGAAGAAUGAGAGAUACUUUGACGCUGGGGUGAAUGAUCUUCAACAUCGCAGGACGGAGUUCUGGAAACUUAUAGGCAACGAACGGUGCUUGCACAUAAAGUGGACGGUGGCAGCCUGUACAGCCCCUGGAUUGAAUACCCCUGACGAAAAGCGCUAGUCGCGCACUUGAACAACAGCUUGGUCCAGGUGUAUUGCCUCCUCACGAAACACGAGAAGAUUUGGAGAACAAG
This is a messenger RNA of Emericellopsis atlantica, 2060 nucleotides long. RefSeq lists its product as uncharacterized. The transcript has 3 exons. The coding region runs from base 133 to 1839 and encodes 568 amino acids. Lineage: Eukaryota; Fungi; Ascomycota; Sordariomycetes; Hypocreales; Bionectriaceae. Gene Ontology annotation, molecular function: damaged DNA binding; DNA-directed DNA polymerase activity. Gene Ontology annotation, biological process: translesion synthesis. The record is from RefSeq and is a predicted model, not a curated record.